AUGGAGUUGGAAGACUUCGAUUUCUGGGAUAGCGAUGGCUAUCUAACGGGCAAAGAUGUCAGUGAUGAACAACGCAAUACUCUUUACAACUUGCUCAACAAAGAUUAUGGAGCAACCGACGUUCUAGAAUCAUUUCCUUUCUUGAUCAUUGGAUGCUCAGGCGGACCCCCAGACAAGAAGAAGCGACCUUUCUCAGUAGCUGGAGCUAUUGCUAUUUGGAGAGACGCCGAGCAUUUCGACUUCAGACCUAUUGUUGGAGAUCUCGGCCAAGGCGAUCCCAUCGAAGUCGACAACAGUAUUCUUGACCAAAUAAAACCGCUUGAAGUUCCCUCCAACGAAGUCAUACUACAUCUUGCCAACCAUUGGCCUGAGUCUCAAGCUAUCUCUAUGUUAUGGACUACGCUGGUCGUGGAGCUUCCCCUCGUCAAUCAGAAGGCACAUCGAGAUCGACUCCGCAAUCUUCCUUCGGGCAUCGAGUGUUGUUUUCUCAACCUCACAUUUAACAAUGGUCCAUUACCGAAUUCAGAGCGAAACAGAACCCGAGAAAUCAAACCAGACCCCACCACGUACGGUCAAGAGAUUUGCGAUGAGACAGAUUACGUCGCGAUGGAUGGGAAAUUUUACCCAGGAACUAUGAUCGGUUCAGUCGACGAGGAAGGCGAGCUUUGCUCGGUAGUCACAGCCGGCAUCCUAAUCGAGAAGGGUGACGAACAGCGUCUCACUUGUUCUUUUCAUUGUUGGGAAGACCAACAUAAGAAGCAUCCCAACCAGUUUGGCAAUUCUGAUGACACAGCCAUGGAGACUUUCAAAGUCUUGCAAGGUAAUAACCCAGGCUCUACGGUUGGAUAUGUCAAAGAACGAAUGGGCCAAACCGAUAUCGCGUUGGCCAAGCUACAUGAUGAUGGUGUGGUAUUUGAGAACAAGUUCAUGGAAAUUGAGGCAGCGCCUAAAAAGUUCCUCGCGUCGGCAGAUCACAAUUUUGGGGAUCGUUUCAUCUUUGAUUCUUUUGCCGUUGGCAAGCAGACUGUGUCAUGUCUUGGACGGAGAUUUACUCUGGGAUGGAAACAAGAGACUACACACCCUGACGUAAAGUACAUUGCCCUCGACCAAGGCGCGUUUGUUUCUGACUCGCCUGAAAUUACUACGGAGCCCCAGAUCCGCGAUAGUGUUUGCGGUUCCGUGCUUCUACGAUGUCUCAAUCAGUCUCUUGGAAACAAACACCACCGCACUCAAAAGAUGACGAUAGAGGACGGUGAAAUCGGCGGCAUGCUACACUGGGUUGAUAUCCAGUCGAAUAGAAGCGAUAAGAUUGAGAACUUCAUCAUGUAUGCUGAUUCAUUUGAUCCUCUAAUUGAGGCGGGAUGGACUAUUGUUCAGGAGACAAACGAGGAUAGUCAUAGCGAUGGAGAGGCUAGUGAACAAUCACCACGAAAGAGACAGAGAACCUAA
Molecule: messenger RNA, 1449 nt
Organism: Fusarium coffeatum
Lineage: Eukaryota; Fungi; Ascomycota; Sordariomycetes; Hypocreales; Nectriaceae
Exons: 1
Coding region: 1-1449 (482 amino acids)
Source: RefSeq, a predicted model, not a curated record